This is a messenger RNA of Tupaia belangeri chinensis (Chinese tree shrew), 1598 nucleotides long. Its product is annotated as ectonucleotide pyrophosphatase/phosphodiesterase family member 7-like. NCBI's taxonomy places the organism in Eukaryota, Metazoa, Chordata, Mammalia, Scandentia, Tupaiidae. The coding region runs from base 1 to 1431 and encodes 476 amino acids. The transcript is spliced from 6 exons. The record is from RefSeq and is a predicted model, not a curated record.
AUGGGGCUCAGGGUCCUGGAGCUGCUUCUCCUACUGGUCUGUGCCGGUGGUCACCCUGUCCCCGGGAGGAAGAGCUUUAACAAGCUGCUACUGAUCUCCUUCGACGGCUUCCGCUGGGACUAUGACCAGGACGUGGACACCCCCAAUAUGGACCGCCUGGCCCAGGAGGGCGUCAAGGCCAAGUACCUCACCCCACCCUUCGUCACCAUGACCUCGCCAUCCCACUUCACCACCAUCUCGGGUCGCUGGAUUGAAGACCACGGAGUCAUUCACAACAUGAUGUUCAACACAGAGACGGGCCUGAAGUACUCCUUCAAGACCACGCAGAACAAGACCGAGUGGUGGGACAAUGGCGUGCUCCCGCUCUGGAUCACGGCCCAGAGACAGGGGAGGAAAACAGCGUCCUUCCACUACCCAGGGGGAGGAGGCAGAUACAAGGGGGAGGUCGUCCAGAGGUCCCUCGUGGAGUCCUACCUGCACCCAAACGGCAACGAGACCGAGUGGAGGGAGAACAUCGACACCGUCAUGAGCUGGUUCACCGAGGAAGACUUUGACUUCGUGACUCUGUACUACGGGGAGCCCGACAGCACGGGACACAGAUUCGGACCCGAGACCGAGAACAGAAAGGUGAUGAUUCAGCAAAUCGACAGGACGAUCGGGUACCUGCUGGAAGCCAUGGAGAGGCACAGCCUGUCGGGGCGCCUCAAUGUCAUCAUCACAUCAGACCACGGCAUGACCACGGUGAAGAAGCAGCCCGACGUCACCGAGAUCCUCUUAACAAACUACAUCAAGUUCAGAGACUUGGUCAAGUUUGAUAUCGUGGACUACGGCGGCUUCGGGAUGCUGCUGCCCAAACCCGGGCAAGAGGAAGCCGUCUACCAGGCGCUGAAGGACGCGCACCCCCACCUCCACGUCUACAAGAAGGAGGGCUUUCCCGAGCGCUUCCACUUCGCGAAGCACGAGCGUGUCCUGCCCAUUGUGAUGUACGCCGACCCUGGCUACAACAUUAACGGGCGACUUAUCAUUUAUAUCAACAAAGGCGACCAUAGCUUUGACAACGUCCACAUGGACAUGAAGACCAUCUUCAGAGCCUUUGGGCCCGAUUUCAAGAAGAAUCACCUGGCUGAGCCUUUCGACAGCAUCCACAUCUACCCGCUGAUGUGCAAGCUCCUGGGGGUGACCCCCGAGCCUCACAACGGGUCCCUAGCGGUCACCCAGGAAAUGCUCGUGGACACGCACGCCCAGCAGCCAGGAUCAGAGACACGGAGGGCGGCUGUGCUCCAGAACACGGCGAUCGGACUCGGUGUUGUCACAGGCGUUCUUGCAGUACUGUCUGUCGCUACUGUGACGCACACGCUCAUUCGUCGGAAAAAGAAGCAGAGAACUGAUCAAAACAGCAACAGCAAGGCAGCGCCCCCGACCCAGCUCUGAACCCUGAGGCUUGGUGGCCAGACCCAGCCUUGGUUAACACGCAUCGCAUCCUGGUGCCCGGCUACCAAGGAUACUGCGGCUGAGAAGGAUUAUGCAACAUCUAGAACCCAGAAGCCAUUAGUUCUGUGUGAAAACAGCAAUAAACACAGCCCACCUCUUUAUUUAAA